Molecule: messenger RNA, 2082 nt
Organism: Aspergillus clavatus NRRL 1
Lineage: Eukaryota; Fungi; Ascomycota; Eurotiomycetes; Eurotiales; Aspergillaceae
Product: ketopantoate reductase family protein
Exons: 3
Coding region: 1-2082 (693 amino acids)
Cellular component (GO): cytoplasm
Molecular function (GO): oxidoreductase activity
Source: RefSeq, a predicted model, not a curated record
AUGAACGCUUCAAACCCCGCCAUGGUACUUGUCCGCGCUCCCGAAGAAGCAGCCUCCCGAGAGAACGCCUACGACUAUGUCCUUUUGUGCGUUAAGGCACUACCGGAUGUUUACGACCUUGCAGCCGUCAUAGAAUCUGUCGUCACCCCCCAGCAUACGUGCAUUCUCGUGAAUACAACCAAUACGCUUGGCGUGGAGUCUCAGCUGGAGCAGCGGUUCCCUACUAAUGUUGUCCUUUCCCUCGUUUCAGGCGUGGAGAUUUCGCAGACUGGGGCCAGCGAGUUUGAACAUUUGAACUCCUCAGAUAUCUGGGUUGGUGCAACAAACAAGAAUUCUAACAUCCCGUCGUCUAUCCAAAAUGACAUGGCGGCUGCUCUAGCGAUGACAUUGAGCUCAGGACAGGUCAAUUGCAAGGUAUCUAACAACAUCAGGCAGGAACAGUUUGAACGCAUGAUAGGACCGAUCGCGUUUCAGCCGGCGAGUGUUAUGUUUGAGACUUCAAACCAUGCCCAGCUCUUAGAGAAAAUUGGGGUUCGACAACUGGUGACGGGACUCAUCGAGGAGCUCAUUGAUCUCGCAAAAUCACAGGGAUGCUCAUUCCCAAGCGAUUUUGCUCAGAAAACGAUCGAGAAAAUGACCGCCAACGAAUCAGCCAGCACAAUGUACCAGGAUUUCCAGUCACGGCGUCCUAUGGAGAUCGAAACGUAUCUCGGGUCCCCGAUCAAGCUGGCCACCGAGUCAGGCGUGCGAGUCCCACGCAUUGAAACCCUUUAUGCUGCACUCCACCACAUCAACACGCAAAACCUCAACAACAAAACCCGCACCAACGAGUCGUCCCCUCCUCCCGUAUUAGCCCAACCGCCACCAAGAAUGUCCUCUGCGCCUCCUCCCAGAAAUGGUCCUAUGCGUCCCCACCCGGGUGGGAGAACAAGCUCCGGCAUGAUGAUGCCGCCUGGACGCCGCGGACCUCCUAUGCCUAUGCCGGGAAUGUCAAGGCCACCCAGCGCACAACCUAUCCCUCAGUCAGCCAGAUUGCCCCCUCGCGAGCCAUCCCUCGAGGGACUGGAGGAGUUCAGCCAUCUUGUCGUAUAUGAUGACGUUGCGGAAGGAGGAGUGCCCCACCAGAAUGGCAGCAAUGGCGUUCACGAUAUGCUACCGGGGCCUCCCCCUGCGGGUGCAGAGCUGGCCAUCAGAGAGCGGGAACUAGCGCUCCGCCAGCGGGAGCUGCAGCUUCGGGAGCAAGAGAUGGGCAUGCGCCGUGGUCCCCCCCGAAGGGCACCUCCUCCCAGAGCACCAGCGUUUGAUGAGGACGACGAAGAUGACUACUUCGAUCCAAUGGAUACCAGUUUGGUUCCCCAGAUCAACCCGGAUAAUGUGGACAUGAUGAGCAUUACCUCGCGGAGGACAAGAAAGGCUCCCAGUGCCAGCCAGUUCCGCAAGAAUCCCGAGAUCAACCUUAACGGCAGACCGCAAUCCUCCUUCAGCCGAUACCUACCGGGAAGGAAGCGCGCCAGCGAUCGAAUCAUGCAAGAGAUUCCCGGUCUGCAUGACUCGCUUAUGGACAACCCCAUGAUGGCGUACUCGUCUAAUCGGUACGGAGCUGUCGACCGCAAUCAGAUGCAGGCUGGGUCCCGUGCGAACUCCAUGACAGCCAGCAGAAUGGGCGAUUACCCGCCGCACCCCUACCCGCAGAGCAGGAGAAACAGCCAGUCUCCUGCAACUCCGUACGGUAACUCUGGCCCGCGGAUGGGUCGGCCUCCAACUGCUCAAGAUCAGAGUCAUGGCCCGCCUGGUCCUCACGGCGGUCAUCCGUCCCCUCCGGGAAACAUGCGAGCGCCUGUCCCGAGAUAUCCUCCCGGACAAGGCAAUGCGGUAGGUCCGCAGCAAGUUGAGCAACAUUAUGGGGUGAGCAACCCGCAUCCCGCCAAGGGCACUCCCAAGCAUAGAAGUCUGACUGGAAGUGCGAGCGCCAGCGCGGAGAGUGGUGAUAGCGGGGCCAGUGCGAACCUUGACUCUGAGGCUUCUGCCCAUAGCAGCCAGAUCAGCCUCGGUGGUCAACAGGCCGUGAUGCCCGUCCGUUGA